Molecule: messenger RNA, 795 nt
Organism: Quercus robur (English oak)
Lineage: Eukaryota; Viridiplantae; Streptophyta; Magnoliopsida; Fagales; Fagaceae
Product: MYB-like transcription factor EOBII
Exons: 3
Coding region: 58-633 (191 amino acids)
Biological process (GO): regulation of DNA-templated transcription
Cellular component (GO): nucleus
Molecular function (GO): sequence-specific DNA binding; DNA-binding transcription factor activity
Source: RefSeq, a predicted model, not a curated record
ACAUCUCUCUCUCUCUCUCUCUCUCUCUCUCUCUCACCCACCCCACCAAAAAAAAAAAUGGAAAGGAAUAAACUAUGCAAUUCAUCCCAAGAUGCUGAAGUGAGAAAAGGGCCAUGGACCAUGGAAGAAGAUAUGAUUCUGAUCAAUUAUAUUGCAAACCAUGGUGAAGGUGUAUGGAAUACCCUAGCCAAGUCUGCGGGUCUUAAACGAACCGGAAAGAGCUGCCGGCUCAGAUGGCUGAACUAUCUGCGACCUGACGUUCGAAGAGGCAAUAUUACAGCUGAGGAAGAGCUCUUGAUUGUGGAAUUGCAUGCUAAGUGGGGAAACAGGUGGUCCAAGAUUGCAAAGCAUCUGCCUGGAAGAACUGACAAUGAAAUAAAGAAUUACUGGAGGACUAGAAUCCAAAAGCAUAUUAAGCAAGCAGAGAAUUUACAGGGACAGACUUCUGAGGUCAAUGACCAAGCAAGUUCAAGCCAAGCGUCUGGCAUGGCUGAACCUAUGGAUGUCUACUCUCCACCAUUAUACCAAAGAACAAUGGAGCCUAUUCAAGUCCCUUUACCCACUCCUGAAUCAAAUGAAACCUAUUGGAGCAUGGAAGACAUCUGGUCCAUGCAACUAUUUAAUGGGGAUUAAAUACAAGGAUAUACAUAUAAUAUAUGAUGUCUAAAAUUCUAAACGAUAUUUUAUAUUAAUUAAUUAGGCUUGUCUAUAGUUUGAACUUCAGUACUUAACGUAUGCUAAUAUAUAAUUAUGGCUUGUAAUAGGAUCUUCUACUCCUCUCAAUUUCUUACUAUA